Molecule: messenger RNA, 2136 nt
Organism: Hyaena hyaena (striped hyena)
Lineage: Eukaryota; Metazoa; Chordata; Mammalia; Carnivora; Hyaenidae
Gene: UBR7
Product: ubiquitin protein ligase E3 component n-recognin 7
Exons: 11
Coding region: 112-1386 (424 amino acids)
Cellular component (GO): cytoplasm
Molecular function (GO): ubiquitin protein ligase activity; zinc ion binding
Source: RefSeq, a predicted model, not a curated record
UUCCUUGAGAUUGGUUCUUCGCACUGGGCCCCGCCUCCUCCGGCCACGCCUCUCGCGGCCGCUUUUCCCGCCUCCGCCCGGGCCGAGCGGCGGUCCCGCUGACAGUUGAGGAUGGCUGGGGCGGAGGGGUCCGCCGGGCGGCAGUCGGAGCUGGAGCCGGUGGUAUCGUUGGUCGACGUACUAGAGGAGGACGAGGAGCUGGAGAAUGAAGCGUGCGCCGUGCUGGGCGGCAGCGACUCCGAGAAGUGCUCCUACUCGCAGGGCUCAGUAAAGAGACAAGCACUCUAUGCUUGUAGUACCUGCACCCCAGAGGGAAAAGAACCAGCAGGAAUUUGCCUUGCUUGCAGCUACGAAUGCCAUGGAAGUCAUAAGCUAUUUGAGCUCUACACAAAAAGAAACUUUCGUUGUGAUUGUGGAAACAGCAAGUUUAAAAAUUUGGAAUGCAAAUUAUUUCCUGACAAAGCAAAGAUAAAUUCUGGCAAUAAGUACAAUGACAACUUUUUUGGAUUGUACUGCAUUUGCAAGAGACCUUAUCCUGAUCCUGAAGAUGAGAUUCCAGAUGAGAUGAUCCAGUGUGUAGUCUGUGAAGACUGGUUCCAUGGAAGGCAUCUUGGUGCCACUCCCCCGGAGAGUGGGGAUUUCCAGGAGAUGGUGUGCCCGGCGUGUAUGAAGCGCUGCUCCUUUUUGUGGGCUUACGCUGCACAAUUGGCAGUAACCAAAGUAUCUGCGGAGGAUGAUGGGUUGGUGCUGAAUGUUGAUGGAAUAGGUGAUCAGGAAGUCCUCAAACCUGAAAAUGGAGAUCAAGAUAGUACCCUCAAAGAGGAUGUUCCAGAACAUGGAAAGGAUGGUGUCAAGGAAUUUAAAGCAGAGCAGACUAGUGAACCAUGUACCAGCUCUGGUUCUGAAUCUGGUCUCCAGACAGGACUUAAGAAUCAACAUCUUAACACAGAAUCACAGUCUGGCUGCAAACUUCAGGAGCUUAAUGCUAAGCAGUUUAUAAAGAAAGACACAGCUGCCUAUUGGCCCCUGAACUGGCGUAGCAAGUUAUGUACCUGCAAAGACUGUAUGAAAAUGUAUGGCGAGCUAGAUGUCCUGUUCCUGACGGAUGAGUAUGACACAGUUCUGGCUUACGAAAACAAGGGCAAGGUCGACCAGGAAGCCGACAGGAGAGACCCUUUAAUGGACACCCUUAACAGCAUGGACAGAGUCCAGCAAGUGGAACUUAUUUGUGAAUACAAUGACUUGAAGACUGAACUUAAAGACUAUCUCAAGAGAUUUGCUGAUGAAGGCACGGUUGUUAAGAGAGAGGACAUCCAGCAUUUCUUUGAAGAAUUUCAGUCAAAAAAGAGGAGGAGAGUGGACGGGAUGCAGUACUACUGCAGCUAGGGUGCGCGAUGGCGCCUGCCCAUCCAGGCCCAUGCCAAGGCCACUUACUGUGCCAGGAAUAAAGGAGGCGUGUCCCACAUCUGGUCCUGUUCGGGCCCCCCCUUGGAGAGGUUCCCCUCCCCCACCCCCACCCCCCCGCGGCCUCGAGCUUCCUUUCCUCCUUAACCACGGUCGCCACAAUGUUCGCGCUCGUUUCACAGCCAGCACCCUCAACCCCGCUAAAUGCAGCUCAUUCCACAGACUGCCAGCCGCCGCCCGACUACCAGAUAACCCCCAGUCAUUCGCUUAGAAGUUUUCAGAAGUUUGGUUUGGUUUUGAGACAGUAAACUAGGUUUUGUUUGGUUUUUUUUUUCCUACCAAUUUGUUCUUUAACUCCAGACCGUGUCUGCUCUGCCGGGAGCUGCUGAUGUCUCCCGGGACCCUUUCAGGGGCAGGCCCUGGCGGGAGCACCCUUUCUGUCCUCACGGCCCCUCUAGGUCCCCACCCCCCAUCGUGGUGCCUUGGGUCAGCUUCCUCCGGCCCGGUCCGCCUCUUCUCCCACAUCCGCACUUUGGCAGGUGUGGUCGAGGCUUAGAGGGCGUCUCCGGACUCGCCUCCCCUGGGCCCCACCUCAGGUUGGAGUCAGGGCUGACGACUUUCUGGGCUGCACGUCUGUCAUCUGUCAUGGGCAGGGAGGUUGGCCGACUGCGGGACUGAGGAAGCCAACCUUUGUUACGAUUUUUACUAAUAAAGUGAAAACUUCAUUCACAA